AUGAGCCAAUGGGUUCAAAACCAGGAAGCAUGUACAUCAAGUGAUAUUUGUUCGGGAGCAUUGGUUCCAGAAAAUACAACGUAAGGCGAAUAAUUUUCUUUUGUUUUUAAAAGUACAUUUCCAAAGUUUUUAGACAAAAAGUCAGUGAAGAUUUGAAUGAACCAAUAUUUUCAAAUGGUCGUGAAACGAUACAAAUGUCUAAUUCGUUUGCAAAAGCUCACCCACAACAUCAACCCACUGGCUCAACAGAAGUUCUAACUUUUUAUCCGUCAAUGGAAGAGUUUCGCGAUUUUCGAGGUUAUAUCAAUAAAAUUGAGAAAGUUGGUGCACAUUUAAAAUGCGGAAUUGCAAAAAUCGUUCCGCCUGAAGGAUGGCAUCCAAGACCUACGAGAAAAAAUAAUUAUUGUGAUAUUGAUGAGUUUGAAAUUAAUAAGUAAGUUAAAUACUUUAUUGGUUGAAAAGUAUUGAGACUUUAUUCAUUUUAGUCCGGUCAAAGAAACUAUUGAAGGACGUUCUGGUGUUUUUCACAAAACCAAUCGUGUUUAUCGGAAGAAAAUGACAGUCAAAGAGUUUAGAAAAAUAGCAAAUUCAGCAAGUUAUAAAAAUCCGAAACCAGAAUUAUCAGGAGUAGAACUAGAAAAGUGAGUUUUAUAUAUUAUCAUAUUUUGCUGAAAAUGAUAAAUAUUUUUCUAGUGAGUAUUUCAAAAAUAUACUAUUACGAGAACCGAUCUACGGUGCAGACACAGAAGGUUCAAUUUAUGAUCCGAAUGUUAAAGAAUUUAAUAUGAAUAUGUUAAAUACAAUUCUUGAUGAAACAAAAGGAACAACAAGAAUAAGUGGAGUUAAUACUGUUUAUUUAUAUUUUGGAAUGUAUAAAACAACAUUUCCAUGGCAUUCAGAAGAUAUGGAUUUAUAUUCGAUUAAUUAUUUGCACUUCGGUGCACCUAAAUAUUGGUUUGCAAUAUCAUCUGAUUCUGCAGAACGUUUUGAAAGAUUAAUGCAUCAACAAUUUGCUGGACACGAUUCAUUAUGUAAAGCAUUUCUUCGUCAUAAAUCAUAUAUUGUUUCACCAUCUCUUCUUCGCGCCCACAAUAUUCCAUAUGGAACUAUGAUUCAAAGACCAAAUGAAUUUAUUAUUACAUUUCCAAAAGGUUAUCAUAUGGGAUUUAAUACUGGAUAUAAUUUAGCUGAAUCCACUAAUUUUGCAACUGAUCGCUGGAUCGAUUAUGGAAAAAAUGCAAUAUUAUGUAAAUGUGUCAAAGAUACUGUUGAAAUUGAUAUGAGACCAUUUAUGCUCAAAUAUCGACCAUUAGAAUAUGAAGCAUGGUUUAAUUAUUGGUAUGGUGAUCGAUUGAAACUUGAUAUUUCAAAGAAAAAACCGAAAAAAGGUAUAGUUUUUUAUUUGAAGUCAUUUUAUGCUUACUUAAUUCAGGCGUUGCUGCAAAACGAAAAUCGGAUGGAAAUAUCGCUGUAAUAACAAAACGUGCUCGACUGGGCGCCGAUGGAACAAAUAGUGGUGGAUCGAUAUCCGGUGAGAUACGUGAUGUUGUGAAUUUGAACUCGGAAAACGUUCAAAAGCUGGUCAGGGUUUUGUUUUGUUGUAUUAAAAGUUACUCUCGAUUCAGUAUCCUGACAGUUCCAUUUUUCAAGAUUUCUGAUUUUCAAAUCUGUUUAAAAAAAACACGAUUGCCUGUGCUGGAAAGAAAAAUUGGGAAAUGUAAAUCUGGAAAAUCAAGAAUUUUGCGAAUUUCUAAUUUUCAGCACAAAAUUUGUCAAAAAACUUUCCAAUCCGAAAAAAAUACAUUUAUGUUAGUGCUGGUUCAGUAAUUAUUUCAAAAAAUUUCACAUUCACAAUAAAAAAUAUAUUUUCGGGCCCAAGUUUGCAUGCAAUUUUUGUGAUCACCUCUGUUUACAUCGUAUUUUUUCUCUUAUUCAUUAUAUAUAUUUUCAGAUGGAAGUCCAAAUGAGUGGUCGUCAAAUUCGAGUCCGAACAAUUCCGAGUCGUUAUUCACCGCCUAUUUGAAUUCCAAAACUAAUGUAAAUUAUGAUUGUAGUGGAGCUCAAGAAUUGAGCACAGAUUCAGAAGAUCUCACAAAGAAGUUCAAAAAAAUAACAAGUUAGUUUUUAUUCAACAGCGAAAAAGAAAAUAAUAAAAUUGUGUCAAUAUUUUUCAGAAGAUCUCUUGUCAUUUAAUACAAAUUUAUUUGCUGAGCGACAAAAUAAUGAAAUAAAUGCAAAAUAUUGGCCACAUUGUGAUGUUUGUUCAUAUUUUCAACCACUUCAUGCUCGCCCUCGAUGUUCAGAAGUUCCAAAAACAUCAAAAAGACUUUUGAAUAUUGAACAUUUUGCGAAAACUCAAGUUGAUAUUAAGGAUAUAAAAGUGUCAGAUUCGGAAGAUAUUUUACUAACUUGUAAUAAUUGUCAUGUUUCAAUUCAUUCAUGUUGUUACACUGCUGAAAAUCCAGGAGGUUGGGAAUUUUUCGAAUUAAUUUCAUUCUUCUAAUUUUCCCUUAUUUUCAGAAAAUUCUUCAUGGUUAUGUUUACGUUGCCGUGAUCACACAGAUAUUGAAAUUCGGAGUGCAUCAUGUUCUCUUUGUGAAUUGAGAGGUGGUGCUUUAAUUCCUUGUCAAAUUGGAACUGAUCAAACAUAUGUUCAUGUUAUAUGUGCUCUUAUGAAUCGAAGAACUACAUUCAAUAAACCAAUUGGACCAACAAUCGCCUUUGUUGUUCCUCCACCGAAACAAAAUGUUUUCAAAACAUUAUGGUUGGUAUUUAUUUUGAAAUCUAACAUAAGUUCAAUUUUAAAACCUUACCAAUUUGUAGCCCGGUUUUGAAACUCGCGUAUCUGUCUGAAUUUGGCAACAAAUAUGAGCAUUCUCGAUGGGAAUGUUUUGUUUGUAAAAAAUCGCGUGAAGGAUUAAUUGUAUGCACAUUAUGCAUUGAGGAUAGUACUUGUCACUUACCAACAACAGCACAUACAACGUGUGCAAGAAUUGCUGGAUAUUGUUUUGAGCUUCGACAAUUUCCAAAAGGUUUAGCUAUGAUUUGUGACAAACAUGAGACUGAUCAUUUGUUUGACAAAGGUAAGAUAAUUAAAAUCUCGAUUCCUAAUUUUAAGUCAAGUUUUAUUUCCAGCUCCCUCAACAUUUAUCAAUUUAAAAUGUUUCGAUGAAGUUUUUGCACCAAUUGAUGGAGAACAAGAAUAUAAAAAAGCGAUUAUCGAAGAAAUUAUUCGAAAGCCAACAUCUGUUGUUGAUUUUUAUGAUGGAAGUGUUAGUCGCGAUUUGACAUUUGAGGAUAUUGUAUCAUGUGAAUGUGUUAGAUGUGAUGGAAUUAAUCAUCAAUAUGGAAUUAGAGUAAGUUAUAUGAACUGGAACACAGAAUUGAGUUCUAUCAGAGCAUUUUUCGAAUUUUUCAAAAAAUCAGUUCAAUUUUGAUAAAAAUUCUUUACUCUGAAGUUAUAAAUUUUUUCUAGAUGAGGUGUUUUUAUACAAGGUAAUUUUUGUUUUCAAUUUUUAUAGGUUCGUGUCAAAUGGGACGAUGAUGUUGUUUAUGAUGGUUAUUUUAGAGGUUUCAGUCAUAUUUUGGAAUAUGUUGUAAGUUGUUUCUUUAUCUCUUCAAUUAUUUAUCAUCCAAAUCCAAAAUGACGAAAACUAUCGAUUUGAUUGAACUUCUAUUUUUCAAUUGCUAACUACACAAUUGAUUAGGAAAUUCAACUAGUGAUUUUCAACGAUAAGAUCUGAUUGGGCUUUCGUUUAAGAAAUUUUAAUGAUAUAAUCAAAUUAAUAAUUUCAGAUUAUGUUUUCUCCUGAUCAAAAACUCCGAUUCCCACGGUCGAAAAUCAUGUCAAAACGAGAAAUGCAAAAUGCCAGCAAAAAAUUGGCAUAA
Caenorhabditis angaria is the source of this 3888-nucleotide messenger RNA. The record is from the annotation of a GenBank genome assembly. Lineage: Eukaryota; Metazoa; Nematoda; Chromadorea; Rhabditida; Rhabditidae.